Messenger RNA from Calypte anna (Anna's hummingbird), 2004 nucleotides. RefSeq names its product HtrA serine peptidase 1 (gene HTRA1). The coding region runs from base 12 to 1430 and encodes 472 amino acids. Lineage: Eukaryota; Metazoa; Chordata; Aves; Apodiformes; Trochilidae. The record is from RefSeq and is a predicted model, not a curated record. Gene Ontology annotation, cellular component: extracellular region. Gene Ontology annotation, molecular function: serine-type endopeptidase activity; protein binding. Gene Ontology annotation, biological process: proteolysis; positive regulation of apoptotic process; programmed cell death. The transcript has 9 exons.
UCUCCGCCGCCAUGCCGCUGUGGGGCCGGUGCCUGCUCUUUGCCUCCCUGCUGGCCGCCGCCACCUCCGUCCCAUCUCCCUCCUGUCCCGAACGCUGCGAGCGGUCCCGUUGCCCUCCGGUCCCCGCCUCCUGCCCCGGCGGCCCCGUCUUGGAUGCCUGCGGUUGUUGCCGCGUCUGUGGGGCGGAGGAGGGCGAGGUCUGCGGCGGUCCCGGCGGCGGCCCGCCCUGCGGUGAGGGGCUGCAGUGUGUGGUACCGCCCGGUUCCGGUGUCCCUGCUUCGGGUACGGUGAGGAAGCGAGCGGCUCUGGGUCGCUGCUUGUGUUCCAGCAACGAACCCGUCUGCGGGAGCGAUGCUGUCACCUACGCCAGUCCCUGCCAGCUCCGGGCCGCCAGCCGUCGGGCAGAGCGGCUCCUCCAGCCCCCCAUCAUCGCCAUCCAGAGAGGAGCCUGCGGGCAAGGCCAAGAACAUCCUAACAGCCUGAGGCACAAAUACAACUUUAUUGCAGAUGUGGUGGAGAAGAUAGCUCCUGCUGUGGUUCACAUUGAAUUAUUUCGCAAACUUCCUUAUUCAAAGAGGGAGAUCCCUGUUGCCAGUGGUUCAGGCUUCAUCGUCUCAGAAGAUGGACUGAUAGUGACAAACGCCCACGUUGUCACCAACAAAAACAGGGUGAAGGUGGAGCUGAAGAAUGGUGAAACAUAUGAAGCUAAAAUUAAAGAUGUGGAUGAAAAAGCUGACAUUGCACUAAUUAAAAUAGAUGCUCAGGGUAAAUUGCCAGUUCUUCUGCUUGGUCAGUCUGCAGACUUGAGGCCAGGGGAGUUUGUGGUUGCCAUUGGAAGCCCCUUUUCCCUCCAAAACACAGUGACCACAGGGAUCGUCAGCACCACGCAGCGGGGAGGGAAGGAGCUGGGGCUCCGCAACUCCGACAUGGACUACAUCCAGACAGAUGCCAUCAUCAACUAUGGAAACUCUGGAGGACCCCUAGUAAAUCUGGAUGGUGAAGUCAUUGGAAUUAAUACAUUAAAAGUUACAGCAGGGAUCUCGUUUGCUAUCCCAUCAGAUAAAAUCAAAAAGUUCCUGACUGAGUCCCAUGACAGACAAGCUAAAGGAAGAGCUAUAACCAAAAAGAAAUACAUUGGCAUACGAAUGAUGUCCCUCACUUCUAGCAAAGCUAGAGAGCUGAAGGAUCGCCAUAAAGACUUUCCUGAUGUUGUCUCUGGGGCCUACGUUAUUGAAGUCAUUCCAGAAACACCAGCUGAAGUUGGUGGCCUGAAGGACAAUGACGUGAUUAUAAGCAUCAAUGGACAGUCAAUAAGCUCAGCCAGUGAUGUCAGUGACAUUAUUAAAAAGGACAGCACAUUGAACAUGGUUGUACGCAGGGGCAACGAAGAUGUGAUGUUGACAGUUGUUCCAGAAGAAAUUGAUCCCUAACCAGAAACAUGAGCUGGAUUUCAUGUUUUCUUUUAACAGCAUUGGACUGCUUCUUAUUCUCUCUGUGCUGGUACAGGACACGUUAGACUUCUGACCAACAUUCUGCUUGUUCAGUGGAUUAGUAUUGGCCAACAGAGUAACUUCUAAUAGGUUUAAGGUGCAAAAUCAGUGUAAUUUCACAUACUCCAGAUGAUAAUUUUUUUUUUUUUUCCUUCUGUAUCAUGUAUGCAAUGUAUUCUUUACUGGCUAUUACAUCCCCUGCUUAACAAAUGGAUGUUUGCUGCCCUGUGUUAAAUAAGUUCACCAUUAUUUCUGCUAAGAUUUAAACAAACCCCACGCACACAGGGUGUGCUGUGGUAUUCAGGUAUUUAUAGGUUAGCUGUGUUUUAACUGGAAAUACCAUUGUAAAGCAGUAGGUUUAAAAGAAACAAUUGGAGGGGGGGGGGGGGGAAACCCAAGAAAUUUCGGUUUAUAAACACAAAGAAAUCCCAACCCAAAUAACCUUUUGAGGGUCCCAUUGCAGGAUUUUAAUACUAUGAUAUUUUCCUAGUGUUAUUAAAAGAAUUCAACAGUA